UAAACAAUUAUUGACUUAAAAAAACAAAACAAACAAACAGUUUAUGAAAUAAUUGACAAAACAUUUAAACAGUUUUUUUGGUCCAAAAUUUUUUUUUGUGAACUGUUUUCAUGUUUUAAACAAUAACAACAUAUCUAAUAGCCAUUGGUUCACAAUUGGUCGCCGCCUAUCACCAAAUGUCCGCCGAAACGGUCAAUAACAACAACCCGACCGUUGUCUCCGCCGAUGAACAGAUAGUUAUGGAUGACUGGUCGCCGUUUAGCAAUUGGGGAGACGAAGAUAACGACGAUUCGGCGGCGAUGGACAGCAGCGGUGAACUAUUGCCUAUCAGUGUCCACAAAUCGUCGGCCUCCCAGCCAUCAUCAUCGGUGACGACCACUGGACAACUGGAUGCCAACAACGGUAACAGUAGUGCAACAAAUGAUGGCAAUAAUUGUGUGUCAGCUGAAACACCGGUAGAUAAUAUCAACAACAAUAUCAAUGUUUCGAUGUCAAUACCGGACACCACUAUAACUGAAGACGUUUCAAACGAGAUAAUAGACAUGGAGUUGGACACGGAUUUUGAUGACGACGAUAACGGUGUUACCGAUGAUCUAGAAGAGGGCGAAAUUGUCGAUGAAGAUGGACUUAGCGAUUGGGAUUUAGUGUCCAAUGAUAUAAAGGACAGUUCCAACAAAACAACAACAACACUGACCACUGUUAGUAAUAACGGGAAUAAGAUCUGCAAAGUUGAGACGUGUAGCAAACUUUUCACUGAUGCCACGGCAUUACUUCGCCAUUAUCUAUACGUCCACUUCAUAUGUCAGGACUGUUUGGCUACGUACGAGUCGUUUACCGAUGUGGCCGGUCAUCGGAUAACUGUCCACAAGGAUAACGAGAUUGGCGAACACAAGUGCGCCGAAUGUCGCAAGUAUUUUAUCGAUGACAAUCAUUAUGCCAGACAUCAACGUUUGCUGCAUCCCGGAGCUCAAAAUAGCAAACAUAGUUCAACUCCUACUCAAGUUUCGGCUGAACCUAUUGUUAGUAGUAGUAAUAAUAGUAAAAUUCACGGUACUAAUAAUGGACAACAUAAAUGCGAUUUGUGUGACAAACUGUUUGUCGAUGAUUUGGCCCUAAAUGAUCAUAAAGAAACUUACCACCAUUUGUUAGGUUUAGAACUGAGCGAUUGGGAACAGGAGUCUGAUGAACACAGGUCGACAAACACUAGUAAGACAAAUAGGACACAAUCGACUGAAUCAAUUGAAGGGAAUAGGGCUAUAAUCGACAACAAGAAAACUCUUAUUAAUAAGACAACGAUGUCUUACCCGUGCGAUAACCAUAAGUGCAACAAAAGUUUUGCCAAACAAACCGAACUCUACGAACACAAACGUACUGAUCAUCUAAUUUGUACCGAUUGUGACAAACAGUUUUCAAAUAUUGUCGUAUUGAUGACUCACCGGAGAUCUGUCCAUAAGGUGCCAUACGCUCAUAAGUGCAACCAUGAUAAGUGUGCUAAAGAUUUCUACAGUUUAAGUCAAUUGCAACGACAUUUGAUUAAUGUACACUCUUUUGUCGGUAACUGUACCGCUACUACUACUACUACUACUAGUAGUAAUAGUAGUAGUAAUGAUAAUAAUAAUAUAAAUAAGAGAAAAACCGUCUAUUGUUGUAAAAAAUGUGAUCAACAGUUCAAUAGUGAGGAACAGUUAGAUAAACAUCAUACGGAUGUUCAUCAAUAUAAAUGCGAAAAGUGUAGUAAAUUGUACGACAAUUUGGAACAGUUAGAUAAACAUAAAUAUGAUGUUCACAGUUAUAAAUGUAAUAAAUUUGACCAAAUUUACGAUAACGAGGAAACUCUUAUUAAUAAGACAACGAUGUCUUACCCGUGCGAUAACCAUAAGUGCAACAAAAGUUUUGCCAAACAAACGGAACUCUACGAACACAAACGUACUGAUCAUCUAAUUUGUACCGAUUGUGACAAACAGUUUUCAAAUAUUAUCGUAUUGAUGACUCACCGUAGGUCUGUCCAUAAGGUGCCAUACGCUCAUAUGUGCAAACAUGAUAAGUGUGGUAAAGAUUUCUACAGUUUAAGUCAAUUGCAACGACAUUUGAUUAAUGUACACUCUUUUGUCAGUAGCUGUACCGCUAGUACUAGUAGUAGUAGUAAUGAUAAUAAUAAUAUAAAUAAGAAAAAAGCCGUCUAUUGUUGUAAAAAAUGUGAUCAACAGUUCAAUAGUGAGGAACAGUUAGAUAAACAUCAUACGGAUGUUCAUCAAUAUAAAUGCGAAAAGUGUAGUAAAUUGUACGACAAUUUAGAACAGUUAGAUAAACAUAAAUAUGAUGUUCACAGUUAUAAAUGUAAUAAAUGUGACCAAAUUUACGAUAACGAGGAACUAUUGGAUAGACAUCGACGGAUAACCCACAGCCAUCAGUGCGAUAAAUGUGACGGCAUUUAUGAUGAUGAGGAACAGCUAUUACAACACAAACUCGAUGUUCAUAGCUUUAAGUGUGACAAAUGUGACCACAAUUGUGACAGUAGGGAACAGUUAGAUCGUCACAUAUAUGUUUAUCAUAAUUACCGAUGCGAUAAAUGUGACGACGUUUACGACAGUGUCGAUCAAUUGGAUAAACACAAACAUGAUGUUCAUUAUUACAAGUGCGACAAAUGUGAUCAAAUUUAUGAUAAUGAAGAACUAUUGGACAGACAUCGCCGGAUAAUCCAUAACUGCAAGUGUGACAAAUGUGGUCACGUGUGCGAUAGUGAAGAACAGUUGCAUAAACACCGGCGCGACUAUCACUACUAUAAGUGUGACAAAUGUCAUAAAUACUACUAUAUUGCGGAACAGUUGGCCGAACAUAAACUGCAAGUCCACAGUCAUAAGUGUGACAAAUGUCAUAAAUUGUUUGCAACUGUGGAACAGUUAGAUAAACAUAUACAAGAUGUUCAUUGGUUUAAGUGCGACAAAUGUAAUCAAAUGUACAUAAGUAAGGAACAGUUAGAUAAUCAUAGACGUGAUGUCCACUGGUAUAAGUGUGACAAAUGUAAUAAUUUGUUUGCAAGUGAGGAAUUGGUACAUAAACAUAGACGUGAUGUUCACUGGCAUAAGUGUGACAAAUGUUACCAAUUGUUUGCAACUGAGGAACAGUUAGUCAAUCAUAGACGUGAUGUCCACUGGUUUAAGUGCGACAAAUGUGAUAAUAAGUACGAUAUGGAGGAACAACUGAUUAGACAUAAAAAUGAUAAACACUUAAUGUACAAUAAUAAUAGUGAUUAUAAUGCCAGCAAUGGUAUAAAUUUGAAUUGUAAUGGUGUUAAACGGCGCAAAAUGUUUAAAUGUGAUUACUCUAAGUGUAACAAACUGUUUACCAAUGAUGACGAUUUAGAUACACAUCAAUGGACUCAUUAUAAAAAACAGAUUACUUAUGAAGAAAUGGUCGACGAAUACAUUAAUAAAAAUAAUUUUUAA
Oppia nitens is the source of this 3446-nucleotide messenger RNA. Its product is annotated as zinc finger protein 91-like. Gene Ontology annotation, cellular component: nucleus. Gene Ontology annotation, molecular function: DNA-binding transcription factor activity, RNA polymerase II-specific; RNA polymerase II transcription regulatory region sequence-specific DNA binding. The transcript has 3 exons. Lineage: Eukaryota; Metazoa; Arthropoda; Arachnida; Sarcoptiformes; Oppiidae. The record is from RefSeq and is a predicted model, not a curated record. Gene Ontology annotation, biological process: regulation of transcription by RNA polymerase II. Bases 177 to 3446 code for a protein of 1089 amino acids.